Ipomoea nil (Japanese morning glory) is the source of this 824-nucleotide messenger RNA. Its product is annotated as myb-related protein 308-like. Lineage: Eukaryota; Viridiplantae; Streptophyta; Magnoliopsida; Solanales; Convolvulaceae. Bases 131 to 745 code for a protein of 204 amino acids. The transcript is spliced from 3 exons. The record is from RefSeq and is a predicted model, not a curated record.
UAAAUUCCCCACCAAUCUUACUCACUUUUUGUCCUAAACUCCAUCUAUCUAUCUCUGUAUCUGCUCUGGUCUUCCAAUUAAUCUCUAAGUCUGCAGAUAAUAACAUCAAACAGCAGCUAGCUAGCUAGCCAUGGGAAGAUCUCCCUGCUGUGAGAAGGAAUACACAAACAAAGGGGCUUGGACCAAGGAAGAAGAUGACCGCCUCAUCAGGUAUAUCAACAAACACGGUGAGGGUUGUUGGAGAACUCUUCCUAAAGCUGCAGGGUUGCUUAGAUGUGGCAAGAGCUGCAGAUUGCGAUGGAUAAACUACCUGAGGCCGGAUCUUAAACGAGGGAACUUCACUGAAGAAGAAGAUGAACUCAUCAUUAACCUCCACAGCUUGCUUGGAAAUAAAUGGUCUCUAAUCGCCGCUCGUUUGCCGGGAAGAACUGAUAACGAGAUCAAGAAUUACUGGAACACCCACAUCAAAAGGAAGCUCCUCAGCCGCGGGAUCGAUCCCCAAACCCACCGUUCGCUCAUCACCUCCGCCAAACCCACCGUCACUCCACAACAGCCCUCGCCAACCACCAGCAGCGGCGGACUAUCAUCAUCAUCGUCGGAAGAAACCACAUAUCACCUAAACCUGGAGCUCUCCAUCAGCCUUCCCCAACCGGCCGAUCGAGGAGGAGCAUUCCAAUUCCGGAACGUGGCACGCGGUGAUCUGUCUGUGUCACAAAUUAGGGUUUCAGAGUGGAAAUGCAUGUAACUGUACAAAAACUACGCUGCCCGUGACGGAAUGCAAACAUUUUUCACACCCUUGAGUUUAUGAUAAUAAAUUAUAUAUG